Amoebophrya sp. A25 is the source of this 2369-nucleotide messenger RNA. The record is from the annotation of a GenBank genome assembly. Lineage: Eukaryota; Dinophyceae; Syndiniales; Amoebophryaceae.
GGGAGUAGCGGCAGUGGAGGUGGGAGGAAGAAGAAGAUGUUAUGGAGGUGCACCAGUAGACAAUUUGAACUGGGUUUAGCCUAGGCUACUUAAUAUCUAGUCUAUUCUAAGAAGGACAAUUCCGAACCGACUAACAUCAUCAUUCUAGUCUAGGCUAAUUAGCCUAGACUAGAAUCUAGUCUAGGCUAAAAAUUCAUCAUCCCCACCCACCUUCAUCUCGCUCUUCCGUCGACAGGACUUUGUCGCGCCUACAAAAAGAGGUGCGAUUUCUGCUGUCCCAGUCCGAGCGGAUCUUUUUACCACAAGGUGUGACGGCGCCAGAACGAUUUAGUGAGCAGGUUCUGGCUUGGAAACGAUCCCACAAAGUUCAGCAGGAAGCCAACAUCCUAGCAGCGCUUACCGGUAAUAGCGGUGGUGGGAAUAAGUUAAGAGCAGGGAUAUAUAACAAAAUAUUUCUCUGUGGCCCGAGAACGCGGUGACUUUUGGCUCAUCGCAUUUCGUUCUCCGGAGUCGCCUUCCGGGGCUUAAAUAUUAUACAAUAAUGUUUCGUCUCGUCCCCAUGAUUAUCCACCGUUGCACGCGUUUUAUCUAACCUCAAACCAAGACGCCGUUCACGACCACGCCGAUCCCACGAGAAAUCUAGCAGACCGCGGGCUCUUGGACCAACAUUUCCCAGGUUCGAGUGGCAUCGGCACCCCCUCUGACCUCCACCAUCACGAAACAGCCGCCAACGUAGAACAGCUUUUGCACCUAGUCAAUUACCGUGACAAGGUGCUUUCCGCGAUUCUCUACGCUCAGCUGUACAGAUAUGCAGUUCUUUUGUGGGAUUUGAGAGUAGAGGUGGAAUUUUCCGACAAUACCAUGAAUGAAUUGCGGGAAGGGCUGUCUGCGCAUCACUCGAAACAUGGCACAGUGUUGGAUGCGUAUCCUCAGGUGGCAUUGCCGUCUUUUGGGACAGCGGAGGAAGUGGCUACGUGUAGUAUUAAUUCCGUGGUUUCUAAUGAUCCUAUUGAUGUUAUUCGCAGCUCAUUCUUCUCGUCGUCUAACUACAUCUUCUGUUGAACGUGGUUCUCCUUCUCUAUUCUUGAUGGUUUGACACCAACUCCUUUUCUUCACCACCAGCUUCCUCCGCGCUCCCCUCGUUUCCGUCGUACCUGGUUUCUCUUCUCAAAGAAACCGAGAAUCUGGAUACCCACUUACGCACACAACACCUGGGUAAAGCGACGCAAAUCGAGAGGCAUUCAGUGGCCUGUGCAGAUUUACGGAGAGAAGCAGCGCAUUUUUUCAGGAAGUCAGAGGCAUUAGAAACAGAACUCCAAGAAUUGAAGGCGAAACAUAUGCUUGUCAGCAAAAGUGGAGGAGAUGAUGGGCGGGGAGGCGGAGGAGUUAUGAUUCUCAACGCAGUUAGAGUUAGUACAACUGAUGAUCUGAAAUGAUCUCAAUCACCAUGUACUUAUAGAUACAUAGAUGUUGUCUUCUCGUGGUCUUCUAAUCGGCGUUCCGCUUCCUCCUCCAUAGGCGUCUGCUCUUGAUCAUGUGGUCUUCUAAUCGGCGUUCCGCUUCCUCCUCCAUAGGGGUCUGCUCUUGAUCAUGUGGUCUUCUAAUCGGCGUUCCGCUUCCUCCUCCGGUCGUCCUCACGGAUCCACCAGAGCAGCGACUGUAGCCGCUUCCAGCUCCGCUUCCGCGCAUCUCGUAGAACAGACGAACGAACUGUUUCUACAGGCUGUCAGAGAAAAAGGCGAUUUAGCUCAAGAAUUAGCGGUGGCAAAGGAGCACUUGCAAGACCUUUCCCAUCAGAAGCGGGAAUUGACGACUGAAGUGGCGGAAGUGAAGAAGAAAUUCGGUCAGCUAGAAGUCGUGGUCGACCUGGCGGAAAGAGCAGAAGGCAAAUUGGAACUGCUGUUGAACGAUGCGGCUCUCUUGACAAAAGUGUUUCGACAGCAGGUCUUGGACAAUCAAGACUUGAAGAAAAAAGUAGACACGUUGGAAUCCAGGGUAGCGGAACUAGAAUCCAGCAAUGUGGUGUUGGAGAAAACGUGUCGACAAGCAGAGAGUGAAGUGCGACACAAAGAGGCACUGCUGUUUCGGCUCACUGCGGCGAAACUUAAUGCAGACAAGCAAUUCUGUGAAAUGCGAGCAGAAUUGCAGGAUAGAAUGAAGGAGUGCGUGUAAAGAAGUGUCCGAAGUAUUAUUUUUUCAAGGUCAGUCAGAGUCAACACAGGUGUCGGCUACAGUGAGUCAAUUUCGUCCAAAGACCUAAACUGCAAGUUUCAGUGAUUUUUCUGCAGUGCAGAGAUCAGCCACAUUGAUGAUGUCGAAUAAGUUCUUUUAUCAAGAAAAAGACUCAGGGAUAAGCCGAUAGAUGAUAA